UUUGGCAUUCAAUAUUGCUUAAAUUCUGUUCAAUAUACAUGUACCACCGCACAAAUAAACAAACAGUGCUGCAGAUCAGAGUGCUCUUCAACCCUGAUGCAUCAAUGGGGUUAAUCAAUACUAGAGAAACCAGGCAGAAUAGCAAGGGGAACUGAAAACAGAAGCUGAGAACACCACUCAAAUGAGAGAACUGAUGUCAGUCUCGGGUAAGAGAAACUCUGGUAUACUUGCCAGAAAUCAUAAAGCAACUUCAGAGAAGGAGAAGAAAUGACUCAGUCUCAUUGGAUAUUGUUAUUUUUCCUAUUCAAAAUGAAAGAGGCUCCAAAGUGCCAUGGCGAACUCCUUAAUUCCUGUGAAAAGGUCAAAAUCCAUGAGGUUUCCGCUGCUUUGGGUAAAACUGCAAAUUUACCCUGCUCUGUUUCAAGCACAGAAAUGUGUCAGUACAGAAUGAAAUGGGUGAGCUAUACAUCAGCCAGUGCCAAACCAUACACACUGCAGACCUGGUCACCCCUUUCACGACACGACACUUCACAGCAUUUGCAUGGGGAACGGCUAACCUUUCUAUGGGGAGAGGAGGGUGUGGAAGUGGGGAACUGGACCCUCUCCCUGAAAGAUGUAAGGAUGAGCGACUCUGGAACAUAUAUCUGUCAGGUCUGGAUUGGAUGGCAGUGCGUUAUGCGCACACAUGUCAUUCUUAAGGUCAAAGAGUGUGAAGUUCUAAACCCUAUCGCUGCAUUACACAAGACAACAGUCAUCCUGCCUUGCCCCUUUACAAGCUAUCAAGGAAACACCCCAACCCCUAAAGUCAGUUGGUUUUUGGGUCCGGAAGGCCAGGGGUCCCUCAUACUUCGCCAUCCUCCUACACCAUCUUCCCCAAACUCCAGUGGCCCCAUUUCAUUGCAAGGACGAGUCAGAUUUUCAGGAGAUCUUAAUUCAGGCAAUGCAACAUUAACUAUUUCUGAGCUAAAUUUGAAUGACACUGACUGGUACCGGUGCACACUGCACAUGGGGGAAAACAAAACGAUUUGUAAGGAAAUGAGGCUCCAUGUGAGAGAUUUUCCUGGAUCAGAGGUGACCUUGACAACUGACACAAUAAAUGUGUCUAUGAAGGCUAAUGCCAAUGAGGAGACUGGUGGAAGUCCCGCUGUUGUGGUGGUCUCAGUUUUAUCAGUGUGUGUUGCUGUGGCAGUGGCUGGAGCCUACAUCAGAUACCGCAAAAACCCAAUCUCAGUUGAAGACAACCUUGAGGAUGAGCCCUAUGAAAAUAUAAACCGUACUCGAGACUCAGCUUUUUUGCCUGAUACUCUUUAUACGCUUGCUCAAUGCGAUACACAGGAUGCUGGAAGCCACUAAAAAGGAGACAGCUGACAUGACUUUUCAGUUGAAUUAUUUGUUGUUGUUUUCAUAUCUACCCUGACAGUUCAUACAUGUACGGGAUGAAUUUGUUUGUUGUAAAUUAAGAAAAUAAAAAAAUGUAAGUACAUCUUUUUUUGAUUUGUGAACCAUAUGGUGUCUUACAUGUCCUUGCAAUGCAUGUCGGUAUAUUUCUAAAUGUUGUCAUGAAAUUAUAAGAACAUUUUAAAUUUAAAUAUAUGUAUAGAUUAUACACUCAUCUAUUAAUACUUAACCCUUCAAAUAAGAAAUAAUUGAGUGCGAGAAAAUAAAAUCCAACUCUCAAAGCCUGAA
This is a messenger RNA of Anguilla anguilla (European eel), 1686 nucleotides long. Its product is annotated as lachesin-like. The coding region runs from base 268 to 1353 and encodes 361 amino acids. The record is from RefSeq and is a predicted model, not a curated record. Gene Ontology annotation, cellular component: membrane. NCBI's taxonomy places the organism in Eukaryota, Metazoa, Chordata, Actinopteri, Anguilliformes, Anguillidae. The transcript has 8 exons.